This is a messenger RNA of Puccinia graminis f. sp. tritici CRL 75-36-700-3, 1065 nucleotides long. RefSeq lists its product as uncharacterized. The coding region runs from base 4 to 1065 and encodes 353 amino acids. The transcript is spliced from 9 exons. The record is from RefSeq and is a predicted model, not a curated record. Lineage: Eukaryota; Fungi; Basidiomycota; Pucciniomycetes; Pucciniales; Pucciniaceae.
GUCAUGAAUCAAGUUACACAAGAGCUGAUCAAGUUCCUGACGAGUCUGCCGGCAUCGACCAAUCCUUAUGAGGCAACGGCUGUAAAGAUCAAGCAAGAAACCGAAGAGGCCACCCCUGUUCUUUGGGGACUCAUUCUUCGGCGAAUCAUAGCUUUCCAGUUCUUCGUCUUGUGUUGCCAAGCCGCAGCCGUUCUUUAUUUGCGAAAAAAAGCCAAGAAGCUACAUUUUUUCAGGUACAACAAACUGGGGUUGAUCCACGUCGAGGUGCUCAAUGAAAUCGUGCUAUUGAUGCUCGUCUUUUCUCUCAUGGCAUUUGUGGAUUUAUUCACACAAGAAUUCACGGAAAAAAACCUCCUGCGUCUGUCGAGCAUCGAGACCGCACUGAAUCUGAGCUCUUUAGGAGCCCGAGCCCGAGCUGGAGCGUCCAUUAGACUUUCGGCUCAUCUACGUUUCGCGCUCAACGGCUCAUUGGUGACUUUGAUGGUUGUCCCUGGCGCAUUACUUUUGUGGAUCUCGAUCCUAGUUGCUCGCAGUUUAAGGAUCAUCGAAACCAACACCGACGGAAUCGUGGCGACCCUUAUCGAAACCGCACCCAGCUACCGAGCCGAGACCUACAGCUAUCUGAGUGUGCUUCGACUGCUGAAGCCUAUGGCAAGCACCUUGGAAAUUGCCACGCGUCUCAACCGUUACACCAAGAUCGUUUUGCUGCUUUACUUGUUACAACAUCUGUUGAUAGCAAUCGUUUAUCUGCCCAUCUCCGUGAUAGCUUUACGAGGCCUGCGCAAGCGAGCAGUGCCUAAAGACCUCCUGCAAAGAGGCUCUGUCCAAAUCUGCACCCCAACCCAUCAGGACACGAUCGACAAGGUGAGGAAACGACUGAUCAACCACGCUCUUUUGAUCUAUCUCCAAGAGAUCUUAUACUGUCCAACACUUGUCUACAUGGUACGCAUCUUGCUCUUUUCUUCGUCGUCUUCUUCAAUCACGAGCAAUCAAGUUGGUUUCGAGAUGGUGCUAAAGAGAACCUGGGAUUCGGAACACAGCUAUGUGCUCCCUCAACCAAACUAA